AUGACCGUUUGGAGUGGCCCUUCCUUCUUCUCGCUAUGCAGGCCUUGGGAUUUUCCCACCAAGUGUGCGACCUUAUGUACAGAUCUUUCUCCAACAUUUGGUACACAUUCAAUUAAUGGAGCGACGCACGGGCACUUUAAAUCUUCCAGAGGAGUAAGGCAAGGCGACCCUUUAUCACCUCUUAUUUUCAUCAUCACCCAAGAAAUUCUCACCUUAAACAUCAAACAUCUAGAAGAGCAGGAACUCAUGAAAAUGUACAAAGUCCGACACGGCUCACUCUCUAUAUCCCAUCUUUUCUACGCAGAUGACAUGCUGUUGUUCACCAACGAAAGUAAAAGGUUGGUGCAGGCCUUACGAAACAUGCUCCAUAAAUACGAAGCUUCUUCAGGACAUCUUAUUAGUUUGGAAAAAAAUAGUUUUUACACGUCCAAGGGAUUGGAUGCGAGAAAAUUCCAAAAGAUCAAGGAAUGGUCAGGUUGCUCGCAUAAAAAUAUGCCUCCUAAAUACCUCGGAGUUCCUAUUUAUAAAGGUCCCUGCCUGGUUAAGCACUUUGACUAUUUGGUCCAACAAGUGCAAAAUCGCCUCGAGGGAUGGCAGUCCGAAUUCCUUAAUUUUGGCGGGCACAUUAUUUUCGUUAAAUUGGUUUUGUAUAGCCUUCCCAAUCACACCUUGUCAUCGGAUUUGGUCCCAAAGCAGGUUCUUGAUCGCAUGGAAAGGCUGUUCUGCAAGUUCCUCUGGGGUAAACAAGAUCGUAAGGGCAUUAACUAG
This is a messenger RNA of Erythranthe guttata (spotted monkey flower), 768 nucleotides long. The record is from RefSeq and is a predicted model, not a curated record. NCBI's taxonomy places the organism in Eukaryota, Viridiplantae, Streptophyta, Magnoliopsida, Lamiales, Phrymaceae.